AACAGAUGGCCCGUGCUGCGUUUACGGACCGACGGUUGGAGGAGGUGGCUGCGUACCUCCGCUGCUGUGCGUCACUGCCGUUCAUCUCCUUCUGUCACUCCAGGCUGUGAUGGCGGAGGCGAACGAUACCGACGUAAUGAUGAGCUACCACGGUGAUUUCCCAAAAAACGACAGAAAAAGCAGCCGCUACCCUUUCUGCAUUGUCUGGACACCCAUUCCCAUUUUAACGUGGGUGCUCCCCUUCAUCGGUCACAUGGGCAUAUGCACUUCUGCUGGAGUCAUACGAGAUUUCGCAGGGUCAUAUUUUGUCUCGGAGGAUAACAUGGGGUUUGGUAGACCCACAAAGUAUUGGAAGCUUGAUGUGGAUAAAGUGUGUGGUAAUGGUGCAGCUACAUGGGACAAAGCUGUGCACGAUGCAUCAGAGGAGUACAAAUGCAGGCCGCACAAUCUGUGCUUUGAUAACUGCCAUUCCCACGUUGCCAUGGCCCUCAACCUGAUGCGCUACGACAACAGCACAUCCUGGAACAUGGUGAACCUGUGUGUGCUGUCUCUCACUCACGGGAAACACGUAAGCUGGGCUGCUUUCCUCAAGACCUGGCUGCCCUUCGUCAUGCUCAGCGGAGUCCUCGCCACCUUCAUCCUCACGUUUAACCUACAGUAGUGCGGCGAGCAGUAGAACAAGCUGCCUCAGGCUUUUUGGUUAUACUUUAUACACAGUCAUCGAUGUGAGUGGUGCGUUCUGAUGGAACGUUUGUUUGUGCACAAACUGAGUGACUGCCUCUUCAUCUGUUGUGAUGCAUGUUCUAAGAGUAUUAAAGGGCAAAGCUAAGUGUUUUGUUUUUUUUGGGGGGGGGGCAGUUGAAAUGAACAAUUUGUCCUUCAGUUAUUGAUAUUUUGAUUAUUUCUCAUUGGUUAUUAUGCUAGCAAGGCAAGCUACAGUGUCUGCAUUUGUGUUUUUGCUUUAUUUCCCCUUGUUAAUAUUAUCAUGAAGGAGACGACGUCCAGAUUAGACCCCAGUAGAGUAAUGCAUUUCAGUUGCAGAGAUGUAUUUUUGAUGAACGGCAGUGAUGAAUGUGUUUCCAGGCGGGCUAAUAUAUAUUUCAGUGACGAAUCCAUAGAAAACGGAUUGCAAAAUCUUCAAGCUGGAAGUAUUCAUCAAUUAUUUGUCUUAGAAAUAUGAGCAGCUAGACCAAAGAUAGAAUGAUGGAAACCCGCAUGUUAAUAAUUAGGGUAUUGCGCUCCCUCGGAUACAUUUUCCUCCUUCAUAAGACGCUUCUAUGUUAAGUGACUUCUUUUUUGUUUGUUUUGGCUUUUUUGCAGUAAGAUUUGUAUGAUUUCCUUUUGUGCAUCCUCACACUUGAUCCUGCCAAGUUAUAUGAGCAAUAUUUGAUCACUUGUUUAUGCAUUAUGUUAUUUUAUUGGAUGUUUUUGGUACUUGAAUAAGUAUUAUUUAUUAUUGUAUGUCUGUAACCGUUUAAUAUUUCCAUUUUUGUACCUGCAUUUUGGAUUUGCUGUGUGCAGAGCUCUUUUGUUGUCUCCCCUGGCAGACUGGGAUAAAGGUGACCGGCUGUGGGUCGUCCUCUGUACCUUUAAGGGGACUGCGUUUUCAUCCAGCAGACUCUGUGUGAUAUGAACUACCAUCACUUUACGGGAACCUUUAUUCCCACAGUGCAGCAGACGACGACUGAGCGAGCAGUCUUUGCCACCUCUGCAGUGUCCGAUCACUUUUAGAGAACAAAGGAUAACAGCUAAAGUUUGAUU
Molecule: messenger RNA, 1761 nt
Organism: Haplochromis burtoni (Burton's mouthbrooder)
Lineage: Eukaryota; Metazoa; Chordata; Actinopteri; Cichliformes; Cichlidae
Product: transmembrane protein 222
Exons: 6
Coding region: 110-661 (183 amino acids)
Source: RefSeq, a predicted model, not a curated record